UGCAAGCAAAGUUGUUUUAGAUAAUACAUAUAGCAGAGAUGAAUUAUGCAUCAAACUUAGUAAGUCUCUGUACAAAAAAUUUGCAAGUAGAUUAUACGAUGAUAUAAAAGAAGGGAAUCUACAUGAUGUUUUUUUAAAUAAAGCUCUCUUAGACCCAAUUUUCAAAAAACAAUUCAUAAACAUUUUGACAGACAUGCCAUACGAGUAUACCAUGUCGUAUUUCUUAUACCCAAGAGAGAGAUAUUUUGAAAAUGUUAUUCUCAACGCAAAGAAACAUAGUGAAAAGCAUAACGAAGAAACAGAAUUACAGAGAGAGUUUGAAAGACAAAAUCUUCUUCUGGGCCUCAGAUGUAUCGGCAACAGAAAAAUUUAUGAAAUACGCGCCAUCAGUUUUAUCAUUUAUUAUGGUCAUCUCGAUUUACUAAAAUAUUUUAUGGAAUUUGUUGUCAGGCAUCAUCAAGAUAAAUCUGUCAUUUUUGGAUCUACACAGGAAGAACAAGUAAAAUUACUCGUAUUGGCGUGUUAUAAUGGCAAUUUAAGUAUAGUUAAAAUCCUGAUAGAACAUAUCGGAAAAGAAAGCAUUAACAAGAUGCCUAUGGGGGAAAUCAAACCAAUUGACAAUCGUCACAGAUGCAUAACCCCCGUGAUUGCCGCAUGCUUAAGAAUGAAUUAUGAUGUUGUUAAAUAUCUUUAUGAUAAUGGAGCAGAUUUUAAUCCCCCAAACAGUAUAUAUCCUGCUCUGUGGGUACCAACAAGAAUUGGGGACCUUGAAACAGUAAUCAAAUUACUUAAUUUUGGUGCUGAUUGUAACAAAUGUGAUAUUAGAGGAUGCUCUCCCCUGGCUUUGGCGUCAAAAUUCGGUCACGAACAUAUCGUAGUAAAACUUAUCGGGCACAGUGCAGAAAUAAAUAUGUGUGAUAUCCGAGGUAAGUCGCCUCUCUAUUUAGCUUCAAUGAAUGGCCAUCUUCUUAUUGUAAAACAGCUUAUUCGAAAAAAGGCUAACAUCAAUAACACAGAUAUUCACGGUCAGACAUCUCUACACUUAGCAUCACAAAAUGGUCAUUUGUCCGUUGUAGAGACAUUGAUUGAGCACGGUGCGGAUUGUGACCUCUCUGAUAAAAAUAACUUGACACCUCUCCAUAGAGCAGCAUUAAGAGGCCACGCUUCCGUUGUAAACAAGUUAAUAAAGCAUGCUGCAGACAUCAACAAGUGUGAUAAUCAUGGCCAGUCAGCAUUAUAUCUAGCCUCAUGGAAAGGACAUCUAUCUGUUGUAGAAAAACUCAUUGAACGUGAUGCUGACAUCAACAAGUGUAAUAUGAAAGAACAGUCGCCUUUACAUUUAGCGUCUAGAGAGGGUCAUUUAUCAGUAGUUGAAAAACUAAUAGAACAUGCUGCUGACGUCACAAAGGUUGAACUUCAGGGUCUAUCAUGUCUUCAUUUAGCAUCACAACAUGGUCAUUUGGCAGUUGUCGAAAUAUUAAUUGGGCACGGUGCUAGUGUCCUCGAUGGUGAUGAAAAUAAUACAACACCUCUACAUUUUGCGUCCGUAAAGGGCCAUCUUCCUGUGGUCCAAGCACUGAUUCGGCACGGUGCUGUUGUCAACAUAAGUGAUAUUCAGGGUCGUUCAUCUCUGUAUCUAGCGUCAUUGGAAGGUCAUUUAACUGUUGUAAAAAAACUUAUUGACUUCGGCGCAGAUAUCAACAUCUCUGAUAUUCACGGUCAGACAUCUCUACAUUUAGCAUCACAAAAUGGGCAUUUGUCAGUUGUAGACACAUUAUUCGAGCAUGGUGCAGAUUGUGACCUCUGCGAUAAAAAUAACUUAACACCUCUGCAUAAAGCAGCAUUUAGAGGUCACGUUUCUGUUGUUAACAAGUUGACAAAGCAUGUUUCAGACAUCGACAAGUGUGAUAAUCAUGGUCAGUCAUCAUUAUAUCUAGCAUCUUCCGAGGGCCAUUGUGCUGCUGUUCACAAACUUAUUGAACACGGUGCCGACAUUAAUAAGUGUAAUGUGGAAGGUCGAACGCCUCUACAUAUAGCAUCAUCAAAAGGCCAUCUUCCUGUUGUAGAAAAGCUUAUCGACAGUGAAGCUGACAUCAACAAGUGUGAUAUGAAAGAACAGUCGCCUUUACAUUUAGCGUCUAUGGAAGGUCAUUUAUCUGUUGUUGAAGAACUAAUAAAAAAUGGCGCUGACGUCAAGAAGGUUGACCUACAGGGCCUAUCAUGUCUUCAUUUAGCAUCACAACAUGGCUAUUUACCUGUUGUCGAAACAUUAUUAGCUUAUAUUGCUUCCUGUUUAAGAAAUGAUAAAAAUGACAUAGCACCCCAAGGUCUUUCGUCAAAAAGUAACUAUAUGCCUGUUGUAAAAGAAUUUAUAAACUACAAACGUGAUAUUCAUGGAAGGAUAUCUCUAUUUUUAGCAUCAUCAAAUGGUUAUCUUUCUAUUGUAGAAAAACAUAUUGAGUACGGUGCUGACCUAAAUAUGUGUGAUAUUUAUGGUCAGUCGUCUUUACAUAUAGCUUCACAGAAUGGUCAUUUGUCUGUCGUAGAAGCAUUAAUCUCGAACGGUGCCGACUGUAAUCUAUGCGAUAAAGAUAGAAUUACACCUCUUCAUCGAGCGUCAUUCAAUGGAUAUGCUUCCAUUGCUGAAACACUACUGGAACAUGGUGCCAAUAUCAAUAGUCUUGAUAUAAAUGAUAAGUCAUCUAUAUAUUUAGCUUCAUUGAAAGGUCAUCUACCUGGUGUAGAAAAACUUAUCGAACACAAUGCUAACCUCAACAUGUGCAAUAUUCGCGGUUUGUCAUCUUUGCACAUAGCAUCAAACAAUGGUCAUUUGUUCGUUGUAGAUACACUAAUAAAGCACGGUGUUGAAAUUGAUUGUUGUGAUAAAAAAAGAUUAACACCCAUACAUUUUGCAUCAUUAGAAGGUCACUAUUCUGUUGUAGAAAAAUUAUUGAAACAUGGUUCCUCAAUUAAUAUGGUUGAUAUUAAUGGUAAGUCACCUUUAAUGUUAGCCUCAUUGAGAGGCCAUCUUACUGUUGUUCAAAAGCUUAUUGAGCAUGGUGCCGACAUCAACAUGAGCGAUGCAUCUGGAAGAUCAGCUCUAACCUUAGCGUCACUAAAAGGACAUCUUCAUGUUGUAGAAAAACUUCUUGAACACGGUGCGGAUAUCAACAAAUGUAAUUUGUAG
Saccostrea cuccullata (small rock oyster) is the source of this 3187-nucleotide messenger RNA. Its product is annotated as serine/threonine-protein phosphatase 6 regulatory ankyrin repeat subunit B-like. The record is from RefSeq and is a predicted model, not a curated record. Lineage: Eukaryota; Metazoa; Mollusca; Bivalvia; Ostreida; Ostreidae. The coding region runs from base 194 to 3187 and encodes 997 amino acids. Gene Ontology annotation, molecular function: protein binding. The transcript has a single exon.